UCUGUGGUCACCUCAGUGUCACUAUCACCUGCUCUCACCCACAGACUGCCUGCAUCAUGAAGGAGAGGCCAGAAAUGACAUUCCCCAGAGUUGCCUUCUCUCUCUGAUCCCAGGGCAGUGUCAGUCAAUGAAAGGCCUUGGCAUGAGAUUGGAAGGCAGAGGAGUGGGGGCGGCCACGCUCGCUGGAGGCAGGCGUGGGGUUCUCAGUAGCUGCAGGGUAUUCCCCCAUGAACAACCCUCCUGGAGACAGUAGUCAAUUGAAAUAGCCGACAGUAGCCUCUAGAGAAUCUCUUGCUUCAGAGUUGCUGGCCAAGCUGGACGGUAGGAAUUUCUCCAAGGUAUCUGAUAUUUGUAGCAGUUUCCAAGUAAGCUCUUCAGACCCUCUCAUGAUGGUGAUGCAGGCUGAGAUCAUUGAAAAAUAGCCUCCUUGACCUUUGCUCCCUUGUCCUGCAAACAGAUGUGAAGGCCUCAAAUGUCCUGUUUUAAAGUCUUUAGUACUUAGAUUAGAUCAAGGAAUGUCGUAGCCAGCCCUGGAGACAGCCCCAGUGAUUGCGCUCUCCUGGUAUUCAUGUUGGUGGAGUCCUUACCAGCCUGAAUCAGGGAUGGCUCUGUGUGACCCGUGCCGUCAGGUGGGAGGGAUGGUGUGUGACUUCUGAGACCAGGCCAUAAAAGGCGUUGUGGCUUCUGCCUUGGUCUUCUGGAAGACUUGCUCUGGGGAAAGCCAGUCUUUAAGUCAUAAGGACACUCAAACAGCCAUCUGGAAAGGACUGUCUGAUGAGGAACUGAGCCGCCCCACCAGCAAUCAGGAGCAAUCUGCCUGCCGUGCGAGUGAGCCGCCUUGGGAUAGAUCCUCCAGUUUCAGUUACAGGAAACAUGUCUUGGAGGAAUUUGGAACCACUGCAGGCAGUCUCAUAAGGGAGCACUGAAAAGAGGACUCAGUGUCCAGUUUAGUUAUGCUGAGCCCAAGAAGCCAACUGGGGCCAACCAAGUUUCAGAACCUCUACUGUUUGACACCAACAUCACCAGGGAUGAACUGUUUUUGCCAGAUAAUCCUUUGUUCCUGACAGCACAUCUCUCCCCAGAAGAGAAGAGAGGGAGGUGCCACCUUGAUCCAGCUGAAGCAUUUCCAGGAGGCUUCCUCUGGAUGCCACGUCGAGGCCGCCCUUCUGCCAUAGCACGGAACUGGUGAUUACUGAGUGUGUGGACAUGGCUUUGCUCAGCAACAUCCUAGAGGCCUAUUCCUUUGUCUCAGAAAAUCCCGAGCGAGCAGCACUGUACUUUGUCUCCGGCGUGUGCAUCGGGCUGGUGCUCACCCUGGCUGCCUUGGUGAUGAGGAUCUCUUGCCACACGGACUGCCGGCAGCGUCCCCGGAAGAAGUUCCUGCAGGACCGAGACAGCAGUUGCGAGAGCAGCGACAGCGAGGAUGGCAGCUCAGACACGGCGUCUGACAUCUCGGUCAGGAGACACCGCCGCUUCGAAAGGACUUUGAACAAGAAUGUGUUCACCUCUGCCGAGGAGCUGGAGCGCGCCCAGCGGCUGGAGGAGCGGGAGCGCAUCAUUAGGGAGAUCUGGAUGAAUGGCCAGCCCGAGGUUCCAGGGACCAGGAGCUUGAACCGCUACUACUAGCGGCAGGAGCCGAAGCCCGCACGCCGCGGGAAGCCGCCGGCAAGGGCCAGGGUCUGCCGGGAGGGUGGGCACAGAGCUGAAUGCAGUUCUGCGGGAGUCCUGGGGGCAGGGAUAAGCAGGCCACGCCCAUUUUCUAGCCAGGAGGACUGAGUUUUCCUUUUCGACUAAAUUUAUGGAAAAGUAGAAAAACCAAGUCAGUUCAUCAACCUUUCCAGGUCGUGGAAUGGUGCUGAAAAAUCCUCUCCAACAAUGUGGAUGGAGAUUAGAGAAACGGGACUGUGGUUUCUCUUGAUUUCUGAGGAUCUCAGAAGUUUCUGCAGACUUCAUUGCUAUGUGUUAUUCCUUUAUAAAAGGAAGAUUAUCAUGGCAUGAGGGCUAGGAAUAGCAGGGUGAACUUAACCCAGUAAACACAAUUUUCUAAAUGACCCCAUGCUAUGGAGGUGAUUCUCAUCCAGAUAGCAUGAUUUAUGAUUAUUAUUUAAGGCUGAUUUUUAAAAACCUUGUGUUGCAAUGGCAACCUCGUCCAUUUUAACUGGCACCUCAGGGAUUAAAAUCCUAUUUUUUAGUAUAGUUCCCACCUCAUUCAUGAAAAUGGGUAGAAUUAAUGUAUUAUGGAAGAUGUGUCAGUGAGCUAGAAAAUAUCAAUAACCUCAAAGGAUGAAGGGUUUUAUUUUAAAUAGUUUAUAAAAUAUAUAUUAAUGUGCAUAUUGGAAGGUGCUGCAUAAGAAUAAAAGCUGUGUUCUCCCCCUUUUUGGUGAGUAGAAAUUUUGUUAUGACUCUAGAUAAUUAUGAUUUUAAACAUUUUGUUUAAAAAAAAGUUUGGAUUUCCAAGAAAAGAAUGGGAAUGGAAGAUGAGGAAUAAAGCCAAAAUUAGGAUGAGAUUAAAAAAAAAUAAAUGCUACGUACAAUC
Molecule: messenger RNA, 2536 nt
Organism: Ailuropoda melanoleuca (giant panda)
Lineage: Eukaryota; Metazoa; Chordata; Mammalia; Carnivora; Ursidae
Gene: EVA1A
Product: eva-1 homolog A, regulator of programmed cell death
Exons: 5
Coding region: 1207-1626 (139 amino acids)
Source: RefSeq, a predicted model, not a curated record